Molecule: messenger RNA, 3609 nt
Organism: Homalodisca vitripennis (glassy-winged sharpshooter)
Lineage: Eukaryota; Metazoa; Arthropoda; Insecta; Hemiptera; Cicadellidae
Gene: Sec15
Product: exocyst complex component 6B
Exons: 16
Coding region: 118-2484 (788 amino acids)
Biological process (GO): intracellular protein transport; Golgi to plasma membrane transport; exocytosis
Cellular component (GO): membrane; exocyst
Source: RefSeq, a predicted model, not a curated record
UCUGUACAAAUGUCAAGCUAGUACUUCAAUUCACUAUUUUGAUUUUAGAUAUCAAAUCAAUGCAAGGUAUUAGGUUAUGUUGUGUUUUUAGUAGUUGUGAUAUAUUAAUUGUAAAACAUGGAUAAUGUAAAUCUAGAUGUGCGACACCAACAUUAUGAACUGUUUUUGCAAGAAAUAGAGGGUAUUGAUGACUACUGGGGACCGACAUUUAGGGCAAUAUAUGAUGGAGAUGAGCACCAGAAAUUCAUGGAACAGUUGGACACCCGAAUUAAAAAUCAUGACCGUGAUAUUGAACGGAUGUGCAAUUUUCACUACCAGGGCUUCAUUGACUCCAUCCGGGAACUCCUCCAAGUCCGUUCUCAAGCACAGAAACUCAAUAGCGAGGUGGUCGAGAUGGAUGAAGCCCUCCAGAAGUCAGCGGCUAAAGUUAUGGAAAAGUCUGAGGAGUUGGUUAGAGCUCGGAAAGUAGAAAAAAACAUUGCUGGAGCCAUUGAGAACCUCUCACUAUGUCUUCCUGUACUCAAUACUUAUGCAAAGUUGCAGAAACAAAUGAGUGAAAAAAGAUAUUAUCCAGCUUUAAAAACACUUGAGCAGUUGGAACACCACCACCUGCCUACAGUGGCCAACUACCGCUUUUCCCACCAGAUGAAAGAGAGCAUUCCUAAGUUAAGAGACAGUAUAAAAGAUGCAUCAAUGUCAGACCUCAAGGACUUCCUUGAAAAUAUCAGAAAGUUUUCUCCAAAAAUUGGAGAAGUUGCUAUGAGACAUACUGCAGAACAAAUGGGCAACAGUGAUCCUGGUAUUGUUGGCCGGAAGAAGAAACGCCAAGCUCCUCCUCCACCCAAUCCUUUUACUGGUGAAGUUGCAGAGCCUACUCCGGGAUUGGAUACAGAAGAAGAUCUCAGUGCUCAGGACCUGAUAGACUUUUCCCCUGUUUACCGUUGCUUGCACAUCUAUUCGGUUCUGUCAUCCAGGGACAUAUUUGAGACGUAUUAUCGCAAGCAGCGUAAGAAGCAAGCUAGACUAGUCCUGCAACCACCGACUAACAUGCACGAGUCUAUAGAAGGCUAUCGCACCUACAUCCACAGUGUUGUUGGGUUUUUUGUGGUUGAAGAUCACAUCCUCAAUACUGGCAAUGGUCUUGUGAACCGCUCGUACCUCGACGAGGUGUGGGGAAUGGCCUUGUCGAAAAUUAUGAAUGCACUCAGGACACAUUCGGCUUACUGCACGGAUGCGAACCUGAUGUUGAAGAUAAAGAAUCUCAUCAUGCUGUUCAGCAACACCCUUAGAAACUACGGAUAUUCUGUGAACCAGCUGUCCGAGCUCUUGGCGGAGAUCAGAGUUCAUUACAAUGAAGUCCUCAUGAAACGAUGGGUUCAGGUCUUUAGGGAAAUCCUAGAUGAAGAAAACUUUCUCCCAAUUCAGGUUCCAGAUCAAGCUCAGUAUGAUCAAAUUGUGGCAGCGUUUCCAUUCCAAGACCUUGCUCUUGAGAAAUCUUCAUUUCCUAAAAGGUUCCCAUUCUCACCUCUUGUGCCCAAGGUUUAUCAGCAAGUUAAGGAGUUCAUUUAUGCUUGCCUCAAGUUUUCUGAAGAUCUCAAUUUAAGCCAAGGUGAGGUGGAUGACAUGAUCCGAAAGUCCACAAACCUCCUGUUGACUACAUCAUUUAGUGGCUGUUUGUCUUCCAUCUUCAAGAAACCCUCACUGGCCCUCAUGCAGAUCAUCCAGAUACUGAUAGACACUGGUUACUUGGAGGAUGCCACCACUUAUCUAGAAGAGUUUGUGUCUAACAUCACUGGAUCUCCUCGGGAAGGCCAGCUAGGAUCACGUGGUCAGGGACAUCUGUUCCGUGUCGCACGCGACGACGCAGAGAGACAGAUCUGUGACAAGCUGAAAGCUAAACUGGAUGAGUUCUUGGAGCUGGAAGACUACGACUGGCUGCUGAUAGAGCCACAAGGCCAUGCAUCCAGCUUCAUCACAGACCUUAUUGCAUUCCUGGACAGUACCUUCCAGUCCUUCACAAACUUGCCGGCCAAAGUUGCUCAGGAGGCUUGCAAGUCGGCUUGUGAACACAUUGCUAAAUCGAUGUUGGAUUUCCUGCUCAAUGAGGAUGUCAAACAGAUCUCGACAGGAGCUUUACAACAGAUCAAUCUGGAUACUAUCCAGUGUGAACAGUUUGCAGCCUCCGAGCCUGUGCCUGGGUUGGAGGAAGGAAUCCUCCUGCAAUAUUUCGCAGCCCUGAGACAACUUCUGGACCUUCUCAUGUCAUGGGACUGGCCCACAUACUUCCACGACUAUGGCCAGGAAAACAGUAAAUACCAACUGGUCAAUCCCAACAAUGCAAUCACCAUUCUUGAGAAAAUUCGAGAAGCAGACAAGAAGACUAUGUUUUCUGUGCUGAAGAAGAGUGAAAGGGACAAGAAGAAACUUCUAGACACUGUUUUGAGACAACUGAGACAGCUGGCAAUGACUGCCCAGCAGCAAUAGGCUACAAUUGCCUUCAGUGUUUCAUAAUUAUUUUGUCAGAUUUUAAUAGUGCUACUUAAAAGUAUUAUAUUACUCUAUAGUAUUUAUUUUACAAUAUUGUGCUGUUGUGUAAAUCCCUUUAAUAUUCAGUGCAUAUAUAUGCUGGAUAUUUUCUAGCAAUUGCAGUCUUUCCUUAAGCUUCUACCAGCAGAUGGAAAUAAACAUCAGCUUGCAUACCAUCAAAAGAUUUGAAAUUAACUUAAUGUAGUGUGUGUCAAAGCACAUCAAAUACUUAAGUCAUAAUAGUACAAAAUGCACAGUUGAUGAAAACACUCCAGUGACAAACAAAAUUUGUUUCUAACACAUGUGGCAAUUUUUAUCUGUGCAACUAUUGACUCUCCCAUUAACCUUUUGAAGAUAAAACUAUGAUGUAUCUGUCAAACUUGUAGGGAAUACAGUGAACUUUCAAAAUAUUGGAAGCUAAGCAAUGCAUUGUUUAAAUUUAUUCCAAAAUAUAUUGGUAAAAUGUUUGAAAAAAAAACUAUAGGUAGAUAAUGAAAAUAAGAAAAUAAAACGAUUUUACAAAUAAUAUUUGUCUUAGAAUUUGUUCUCAUCAUUAUCUAACCAAAGCAUAACCAAGUUCCAAAACAUCUUGUAGAUAAUUCAAACCUCAAUGAAUAAAUACAUAUAUAUGUAAAGUAAAUAAACAAAGAUAUACCAGUGUAAUAAGCCUAUAAGUCUCACAAUUAUGUUAAGUGACCAAACUAAAAAUUCGAGAAAGAAGGUAAUUAUGUGUUAAGAGAGUUCCUCUCUUUUCAUUUUCCAGAAAUAGUUUAAAACAUUAACACUUCUACAAGCAGUACACAACAUCAAGAUGUCUGUCAUGUUCAGCAAAUCUUUUGUUUUGUUUGCUAAUUAUUUUGUUAGAAGAGAAAUUCGAUUUUUAUUAUAAUUACUAUUACUUAAGUUUUACUAUUGAUAAUAUACCAAUUGUUAUUUAUUUGAUAAUUUAUUCUCUAGUUUAUUGUUGGACAAUAUUGAAUUAUAGAUAUUUUUGUACAACAUGUUUAUGAAUUAUUAAUACUGUUUAUAAAAAAUUCCUGUCUUUUAUUUACCAGAAUAAAUAUGAUGUCUUUAUAUUAUUUA